Molecule: messenger RNA, 237 nt
Organism: Mucor velutinosus
Lineage: Eukaryota; Fungi; Mucoromycota; Mucoromycetes; Mucorales; Mucoraceae
Exons: 3
Coding region: 1-237 (78 amino acids)
Source: RefSeq, a predicted model, not a curated record
AUGAACUGCUUAUUAUCAAAGACCAAAGAAUUUGUGAAAUAUCAUUGCGUAAAUGAUGCUUUGGAUGCAACCACCACCAUUUACAACAAUUACGAUUCUCAAUUGCCAGCCAAGAAACUCAUUUCAAAUCAAGGGUACAAUGUGGGCAGUUUGUACACCAAGUCAACACCUUCCGUCUUUUCGUUUGUCUUUUGUAUGCUGUUGGUUAAUUUCUUGUUGGCAUUGACAAAGCCAUAG